UGAACCCAAUGCCUUAGGUACUUGGGUACCUGGCUUAGCCUCGGGGUGAUGAAAAUCGGGGCCACUUUCUGCCGGUUCCGCAGCAACAAGCAUGGAACUAACUUAUUUAACUUACCCUGGGCCGCUCAAAGUCACCUCAACGACGCGUUGCUCACAUCGAGGGGAGAUAUUCUCCCUGAUGUGUGAGGAGAUCCUCGAUAUGCUGUAUCAAACCGAAGUACGCCACGUCGUUCUCCAUCAAGUGCUAUGAGUCGAGGAAUUCAUACGUCAACACAAUGGCGUUGUUGGUCCCUUUUGGCAACACGCACGCAUGCCACACGACGGAGCAUUCAUACAAUCCCCUCGCAACGCCAACCAGACAUUGAGAGUCUUCGUCACAAGGCUUUUCUGGCGGAAAAGCCUCUGCAUCUUCGCUGCGAUGGGGACAUGCUCCCGGCUACGAGCCAAUGGUUCACGCCGAUCGCGUUGGAAAGUACGGCUCCCAGGACUCUAACGACACACUUCACGGAGCAAAGCCAUCACAAAUUGGACUUCCCUUUCGAAGUAUAUGUGCCGCAAAUCGGAUCGAACCAUUCAACGAAAGCCUUUCAAAGGUGGCUGCUGAGUCAUGGCGCGGACGGUUUCGAUCAACAUCGCUUGGGGCUCAUGAUGCAGGCUGUGGUUCCUGACAACCCAGACUCGUGCUUCUAUCAGCUCCAUGCGCCAAUAUCCUUGCUGCAACACGCUCUGGAAUUCAACUCUUCAGUUCAGAAGGACCCUGUCCAGUUGUACAUCGCGCAGUGCGCGAUCUCUGAGUUGCCUGGGCCUCUGCAGCAGGAUGUACAAGCACCAGAGCUCGUCCUGAAGGUUGGCAAAGGCGACAUUUAUGCCUCCAGCAUCUGGAUUGGAACGGAACCCACAUACACACCGAUGCACCGCGACCCAAAUCCGAAUCUGUUCUAUCAACUGUGUGGUCGGAAGAAUGUGCGGCUUCUUCCCCCUGGAGCUGGGGAUUUGGUUUUUGUGCAGGCGCAACGGAAGCUUGGGCGGCAAGGCAGCAGUCGGAUCCGCGGAUCGCAGAUGAUGGAAGAACCAGAGCGAACGUUGCUGUAUAAUACUGUCUGGGAGGAUGAGGAGGUAGCGGGGGAGAUGUACGAAGGGACUUUGGAUGAGGGCGAUGGCUUGUUUAUACCCAAGGGAUGGUGGCAUUCAGUGAGAAGUGUUGGGAAGCAAGGUGGUCUCAAUGGCUCUGUCAAUUGGUGGUUUCGAUAGAAUUGUACCCCUCGUAAAUCAUGUAUAACAAUGUACGGAUACGUACUCUAUGCUCCAACACCGUGCCGUUGCUGUUCC
Molecule: messenger RNA, 1329 nt
Organism: Emericellopsis atlantica
Lineage: Eukaryota; Fungi; Ascomycota; Sordariomycetes; Hypocreales; Bionectriaceae
Product: putative JmjC domain protein
Exons: 1
Coding region: 247-1251 (334 amino acids)
Molecular function (GO): 2-oxoglutarate-dependent dioxygenase activity
Source: RefSeq, a predicted model, not a curated record